Molecule: messenger RNA, 2827 nt
Organism: Crotalus tigris (Tiger rattlesnake)
Lineage: Eukaryota; Metazoa; Chordata; Lepidosauria; Squamata; Viperidae
Gene: NOC3L
Product: NOC3 like DNA replication regulator
Exons: 21
Coding region: 91-2490 (799 amino acids)
Biological process (GO): DNA replication initiation
Cellular component (GO): nucleolus
Molecular function (GO): chromatin binding
Source: RefSeq, a predicted model, not a curated record
GCCAAGAUUCCACUUCCGCUGCUUCUCGCGUGCCUGAAGUGAAGUGCUGAGAGAAACGAGGCAGAGCGUUUGCCCUGCUUGGCAGCUGCUAUGAAACCGAGGAGAAAUAAAAAAAGAGUUCCAAGUUUUCGAAAGAUAUUGAAAACAAGUAAAAUAAAACUUGAAAACAAGUUAAAAAACAAGCAGCUCAAACAGCAAAGUGCUGUCAAGAAAUACCGAAAAGAACAAAGGAAACUCAGACAAGCUGUAAAAGAUGCUGUAUCUCGGAGGCCAGUGCCUUUGGAAGAUCACAAAAAACCUCCAAAGAGGUUGGAGAAAGAGGAAGAGGAAGAAGCACUCCCUCUAGAUAUGAUGGAUGAAGAUGAUAUGAAAUUAAUGGAAGAGUUUGCUCAAACGGCAUCUUUUAUAACAAGGGACUUGUCUUCCAAUGAACCAGUUCACGCCAAGAAACGCAAGAAUGAAAGUGUGAUUGAGAAAUAUGAGAAGAUGCCAAGACGCCUGAAGUCUGAGCCUGAAAAGGAACUGAUUCAUCUGCUUCCAAUCAAAGAUAAGCAUGGAAUUAUUCCACAGACCAUAGAAAAGCCAGUUAUAAGUACUGAAGAGGAAACAGAAGAGAAAGAAGAAGUAGUUGAAGAAAAAGAAGUGAUAGAAGCCCUUGAAGAUCCCUUAUCUGGUCUUACUGUUGAAGAACUAUUAGUUCAUCGGAAAAAAAAGCUACAGGAGAAGAAGAUGCAAAUAGCUGCUUUAGCAUCUGCAAUUUUGUCUGAUCCAGAAAAUAAUAUAAGGAAACUGAAAGAGCUGCGUGCAAUGUUGAUGGAACAAGAUCCCAACGUGGCAGUAAUUGUGCGAAAAUUGGUGAUGAUUUCUUUGAUGGAGCUCUUCAAAGAUAUUACUCCAUCCUACAAAAUCAGGCCUUUGACUGAAAGAGAGAAAAACACAAAGGUUAAAAAAGAAACUCAGAAAUUGAGAGAAUUUGAAGAAGGCCUUGUGAGCCAAUACAAGUUUUAUUUAGAAAAUCUGGAACAAUGUAUAAAAGAUUGGAAGCAGAGGAAGCUGAAGAAGAGUAACGUGAUUUCAAUAAAGGCCUACAGAGGCCUUGCCGAAAUUGCUGUGAAGUGCCUUUGUGAACUCCUGGUGGCCCUGCCUCACUUUAACUUCCACAAUAACAUCAUUGUACUAGUGGUACCACUUAUGAACGAUGCUUCAAAAAAGAUUUCUGAACUGUGUUGUGAUGCGGUAAGAAGCCUCUUCAAGCAAGAUAAGUUGGGUGUUGCUUCACUUGGUGUGGUGAAGGUCAUUUCUGGCCUGGUGAAAAGUCGGAAUUAUGACGUCAGGCCUGAGGUUUUAAUGGCACUACUUCAUCUCAGAAUUAAAGAAGUGGAAGUAAAAAAAGAUGCAGAAGACAUUACACCAAAGAAAAAAUUCAUGACCUACAAAGACAAAAGGAAAAAUCUAUCCAGAAUGCAAAGAAAGUGGAAGAAAGCAGAAGAAAAACUGGAGCGAGAACUGUUGGAAGCUGAAGCCUCUGAAAAUACAGAGAAAAAAUUGAAACUGCAUACAGAAACGUUGGAUAUUGUAUUUUUGACUUAUUUCCGAAUCUUGAAAAAAGCUCAGAAAUCUCCUCUUGUGCCUGCUGUGCUGGAAGGUCUUGCAAAAUUUGCCCAUCUCAUAAACUUGGAAUUUUUUGAUGAUCUUCUGAUGGUCCUCCAUUCCCUUAUUGUGUCUGAGGUGUUAAACCAUAGAGAGAGCCUGCACUGUAUCCUCUCAGCAUUUCACAUUUUGUCUGGGCAAGGUGAUGUCCUUAAUAUUGAUCCCUUGAAGUUCUACACUCAUCUUUACAAGACAUUAUUUAAAAUACACGCAGGAGCUACAAAUGAAGAUGCAGAAAUAGUGUUACAGUGUCUGGAUAUGAUGCUCACCAAGCGUAGAAAACAGGUGACCCAGCAGAGGGCGCUUGCUUUCAUUAAGCGUCUUUCCACCAUGGCACUCCAGGUCCUUCCGAACUCCAGUAUUGGAAUCUUGGCAACCAACAGAACAUUAAUGUAUAUUUUCCCCAAAACGGACCUUCUUUUAGACAAUGAAUCGCAAGGGAGUGGUGUUUAUCUGCCCGAACUGGAUCAGCCAGAAUACUGUAAUGCUCAGAACUCAGCCCUCUGGGAGUUGCAUUCCCUCUUGAGACAUUAUCAUCCAGUUGUUCAGAAAUUCGCAGCUCAUCUUCUGGCAGGAGCUCCAGCUGAAGGAUCAGAAGCUCUUGGGCAUGAGCUUGGCCGGAGGUCACCUACUGAACUUUUUGAGGCCUACAGUAUGAAAGAUAUGACUUUUGAUCCUUCUAUUCCAUCAGUUGCACGUAGGAAAAAGAGUAAAUUUUUACAAGGUGAUUUAUUUCUGAAUGAGAACGUGACUAAAUUGAUUAAAUUUCAUCUUGAAAAGCCUGGUUUACAAGUACCCCUGGAUUUUGCUGAAGACAUAAAGAAAUUUCCAGCAUCAUAACUAUAUUAUAGGCUUAUUCAGCCUGUUUGAAAAUACUAGACCUAUGAAAAAGUGACCUGUUCCAUUGAACCUUAAUUAUUCAGAAUACAGAAGCAUGAUAGAAGAGUGUUUUUGUAAUUCCUAGAAUAUUUAAAGUAAAUUCUUUAAAAAUUCAGAAAUGAUGACUUCACACUGACGGCUAAAGUUAGGAAUUUCUAAUUUAUUCAAACUUGCAUUUGUAAAACCAAUUGUAUAGUAUUCUCAGUGCAAAAUAAUGCCUUUUUCCAUAACUGUAUAAACAUGGUUGAUUCCUAGAAUUUUUUAAUUAUAAAUACAGAAAUUUCUUUUUCAAAAAAAA